Molecule: messenger RNA, 2721 nt
Organism: Elgaria multicarinata webbii
Lineage: Eukaryota; Metazoa; Chordata; Lepidosauria; Squamata; Anguidae
Exons: 9
Coding region: 1-2721 (906 amino acids)
Biological process (GO): positive regulation of cell-substrate adhesion; extracellular matrix organization
Cellular component (GO): extracellular matrix
Molecular function (GO): heparin binding; protein binding; collagen V binding
Source: RefSeq, a predicted model, not a curated record
AUGAAGCGCCUGCUCCUGGCUCUCUUUGCCUUGGCCCUGUGGGCUCCUGUGGGCUGGGCCGGCAGGGGGCGAAAGGGAAGCCCCAUCGAGGGCUUGAGUUCCCCAGUGCCUCCUGCCCUUGAGGCGCCAGCUCAUCCGUCGAAACGGCAAAAGCAGCUGACCACGAGCGAGCUCGUCCCGGGGAGGGGUGUGGCAGAAGAGACCACCAAGUCUGAAGCCGGUGUGAAAAGCAUUACGGGAGAAAAGUAUGUUCACCAGAAAGGUAGAAAGCCUUCAGUCCUCAAGAACAGUGUCCUGAGGAGAAAGGAGACAACCCUCCCCCAUCUGGAUACCCAAAAUCUGGGGAAGGGAAUUGUGGUCAAGAAAGAAGAAUUGGCCAAAGUUGGAAAGAAGGUGUUGGCCUCUAAGAACAUAGAGACCAACAGCACCGCUGCCAAACCAGAAGCCACUAGCCCUGAGGCAAACAUCAGCCUAGCCCAGGCAGGAGGUGGUACGUACCCCCAGAAAGGUUUGAUCCAUGCUAAGAAAACAGCAGUGAAGGGAGAUGUUUUCCGCCACAGGACAAGGUCCGGAAAAGAAUAUGCCAUCACACAUAGGAAUGUUACUCAGACACAGACAGGAAAAGUGCCAAGCCCUUGGCCCAGGAAUGAAAGCCAGGCAUCCUCUAGUCCUGCCCAGAAAAAUGCCACGCAGACAAAAGAAGGAAAACGACCCAGACUUCUUCAUAGAAAUGCCAGCCAGGCAUUGUUGCAAAAGGAGAACCUGUCUCCCCGCAGGAACACCAGCAGGUCAUCCUCAGGAAAAGAACAGGGCACCCUUCGCAGAAAUGCCAGCCACACACUCCUGUGGGAGAAACAUGGCACUCUCAGGAGGAACAGCACCCGGGCACAGGGGAUGAAAGAGCCCAAGGUUCAACAGAAGAAUGCCAAGCAGGCCCUAUCAAGCAAGCAUGGCAUGCUCUCCAUGAACACCAGCUGGAUACUGCCAGGGCAAAAGCAGGGCAUCCUGCAGAGGAAUGCCAGCCAGGCACAGACAAAUAAAAGGCCCAGUGUCAUUCACAGAAAUACCAGCCAGGCACUGCCAGGGGAAAAAAUUGGCACCCCACACAGGAAUACCAGCUGGGUUGAAGCCAGGAAGGAACGCAUCCCUCCCCAUAAGAAUGCCAGCCGGACAAUGCUAGAGGAAAAACACAGUGCUUCCAAGCAAAAUGCCACUCGGGCACUGCCAGGGAAGAGGAACGGCACCCAGCAAAAGAAUAUCAGCAGGACGGGAGUUAACAUGGAGUACAGGCCUUCUCGCAAGAAUGCCAGCUGGACGGUGCCAAGGAAAGAGCCCAGUUCUUCUCACAGAAAUGUCAGCCGGGCACUGGCAGGGACAGAGCCGGGCACCCUGCACAGGAAUGGUGGCCGAACACCCAGUGUCCCUUUCAGGAAUAUCACCCAAACUGCGAGUAUGACGAAACAAAGCCUGACUCUCAAGAACGCCUUCCAAGCAGGAGCAGGCAAACCAAAAUGGAGGCCUGCAGUAUCCAAAGAAAGAGAUGAGCCCAUCAUGCCCUCACUGCCUACGACAUGUCUGCUUAAUGAACAUGCCAUUGCGUGUGGCAACGCCCGCCUGAAACAUGUGCCCAAACUGAGUGACUCCGCACUCAAAACCCUCUAUCUGGCAGAAAACGAGAUCGCCCAUGUCCCAGCUGGGGUUUUCUUGGGAUUGCCAAAUCUAGAAUGGCUGGAUCUCAGCAAGAACAAGCUGGAUUCCGCAGGGCUGCACCCAGAAGCUUUCAAGAAUCUCACCAAACUGAAGCGUCUGAAUCUGGACGGGAACCAGCUCACUACAAUCCCAGCCUUACCCAAUUCACUACUGGAGCUAAAGUUGAACGACAAUAAUUUAGGAGGGCUGCAGAGACACAGCUUUCGAGGCCUCUUCACACUCCUCACCCUCGAGUUGGAGGGGAAUCACCUGCAUGAUGGGAAUGUGAUCCCCACCACCUUCAAGCCCCUUGGCAGACUCAUCUACCUGCGGUUGGACCGGAAUCGCUUUCGGGCUGUCCCUUCAGGGUUGCCCGCAUCUUUGCAAGAGCUGCACCUGGAUUCCAAUCGGAUUGAGGAGGUAACUGAAGGUGUCCUCAACAAAACCUUGAACCUCACUAUGCUGGUUCUGAGCAAUAACAAAUUGCAAGAGGAACGCAUUGCUCCACGUGCCUGGAUAGACCUCCCGAAGCUGGAGUCAUUGGAUCUGUCCCACAACCGCCUCGCGCUCGUGCCCUCGUUCCUCCCCCGGCACCUGAAGCAGCUGACCCUGCAUCACAACCGCAUAGAGCGUAUCCCUGGCUAUGUCUUUGCCCACAUGAAGCCAGGCCUGGAAUUCCUGCAUCUGUCGCACAACGUGCUGCGAGACGAUGGCAUCCACGCGGUCUCCUUCUUGGGGCUCUACCGCUCACUUGCGGAACUGCUCUUGGACAACAACCAGCUUCAGGCCAUUCCCCGCGGCAUCCUGAACUUAAAGGGGCUACAGGUUCUGCGGCUGAGCCACAACCGUAUCAGGCAUGUCCCCCUGAAUUCUGUCUGCGACACUCGAGUGGCAGAGGAUUCAAAUAUUGUGUCCAUGCACCUGGAGAACAACUUGAUUGACCGCCGUCGUAUCCCACCCACGGCCUUCUCCUGCAUCAAAGCUUAUCACAGUGUGGUGUUGCGGCCACAGCAGAAUGAAGAUGACUACUAA